AUGAUAUUUGAAAGGUAGGAGAAUUAAGUUAAAAUAGCUCUUAAAAUAGGUCAAGAUAAAAUCAGUUAGCUGUAAUAGGUUAGAUAAAUAUAUCUUAAUGACUAAUUUUAAACUAUUUAAGAACUAGAAGAUAUUUUGCUUGAAGAUAUUACAGAUGGUUUAUAUUUAGAUUGCUCUUUAGAUUUAGCUUUUCUACUAAUACAUGAAUGUGCCAAUGAUAAGUAUAGAAUUGAGCACACUUUUAAUAGAUUAUUUUAGCAUUAUUUGAAAAAUGAAAAAAGUGAUCAUUUAAUUAAUAUCCUUUCUUUCUUAUUGAACUAUUUUCAUGAAUACAUUUAUUUAUAAGGUGAUAAACUUUUUGGGCAGCUCAUAUCGCAGGACUAAAGUAAAGUCCAAAAAAUACUUAAUUUGCUAAAAGUUGCUCUUAGGCCUCAAAAAAAUUAGGUAAGGUCUUUAGAUUUAAAUAUAGAAAAGCUAAAUUCUAUUUAGGGUAAUGCCGCUGAUGUUGAAGACAUUUAUAAUUUAGUUGAUGCAUUGAUAAAACUUGCUCAAUAGACUAUGUUCACUGGUAAAAUGAAAGAUGAUAAAUCAGUUGAAAAGGUAGAUUAAAAAACUGAGGAAUAACUUAAAAUAGAUGCUCUUAACGUGCUUCUUUUAUUGAGGAAUAAGCUGAAUAAAUAAUAAAAGAAGAAAGCAAUUGCUUUACUAUCAAGUAACAUCAACUUAAUUGAAGCUAUAUGCUAGAAAGAUGUAGAUUUGAUGACAGAUUACCUCUACUUUCUAAAUACUUAUUAAGAAGAUUUUCACAAACAAAAAGAAAUAUUAGUUUUAGAAAAAAUGUGUGAAAUUAUUAACUAAUAUCUUAAAAAUAUAACCAUUAAUGAAUAUAUUUACAAAAUUAAUUAUCAAGAGAAAUUUCCUUUUUCUCGAUAGCUACAAACUUAUUUAAAACUCUUUUAAAAGACUGAAGGAGGUAAAGAAGCAACCUUAGAAUUAAAUAAAUUGUCUGAAAUAUACAGCAAUCAAGAAAGAUUUCUGCUUUGUAAGAAUACAGCUUAUGAAAUUACAGUAAAACUAUUUUUUUCACAAAAAAGAGAAAAAAUUAUGCAAAAAAACAGCACAAUAAUAUUCGAAAUAAUCUUAAGCUUAUCAAAAUUAUGCUUUAGCAUCGAUAUGUCAAACGAAAAUACGCCUCUUUAUGAUACUGAAUUGUUUUCUUGCUUGAAAGGAGUUUAUGACUUUAUUUGUGAAGAAAAAAAAAUUCAAUUUCUGCAUUUCCUCUACUCAAAAUUAGCAGAAAUAGAUAAGGGAGCUGAAGUAAUUAAUGGUGUAGUUACUCAAGUAGAAAUUGAAGAUAAAUUCACUGCAAUAGGCUGCUAUAUAAUUUUAGAGUAUUUAAGUUCAAAAUUAGUAGAGGAUAUGAAGGGAUAUUCGCUCAGAUUUAUGAAUUUUAUUAGCUAUCAUUUACUUGACGAGUACAUUUUCCCAUCUGUAGUAUCGUUUUUAGCAGAGAUGGCCAACUAUUUUACUUCAAAUAUAACAGCAUACCAUAAAAGCUUUAUGCCUCAGCUUGUUUCAAUAAUUUAACAAACAAAAAAUCAAUUAAAAAAGGAAUCAAUUAUCGAUACAUUUGGAAAGCUAUACGAUUAGUUAAUAUUUUUGAGAAUAAAGGACAUGUAUCCAUACCUCAAAGACAUUUUUUAAUUUCUUGUUGAAGAAUACACAAGCAAGGAUUUCUUCGACAAGGAAAUGACAUACACUGAUAUUGUUUAGAAUUUAAUCAUUUAAAUAAUUAACUUGAAAGACAUAGAAUUAUAUUUAAAAGAAGAAAUUUUAAAUUAUGCUGAUGCCUUCGUAAGCAUGAUUAACGAUCCAUAAGAAAGAAGCAAAUUAAUUGCAAAAAAUCACUAGAUAGUUUUAUAUGGUUUUUUGUGCUUUUAGAUAAAGCAAGGAAGAGUUUCAAAUGUGUUACUUGAAUAAAUAAGAGACAUCGCGAAUGAACUAGCUUAAUAAAUAUAUUCAAAAGGAGAUAAAAUGACUAUAGAGGAAAGAACAUUAGUCUAUCUCUUCUUCAAAAAAUUGACUGUAUUUUCUCUAGGAUCUUAAGAAAUUUUUGAUAAAAUAUUCCUUCUAAUUUUACCUCGAGUUAUAUAAGAUGCACAGAACGAUGUCAGCGUUAAAAACUACUCUAUUAAAGAAAGUAAUAUAGUCCAAGAAGCAUUUGAUGAUAUUGAGUUAGAAGAAGAAAACCAAGGAGAGCAAGAGGAAGAUUUAGACGCAGAAUAAUAUGAUUAAUUUAAUUAUUUGAUUCCUUCAGAUACUAAAAUAAGUUUGGUUGAAUCUUCUUUAUCGAUUUUAGCAGUAUUCAGUGAAUAGUCGCCAGAAAUUUUCAUGAAUUAUAAGAAAUUUGAUAUUUUAAAUGUGUUAAUUAAUAAUCAAUUUAAUUCUGAUUUAACUGAAGAUAUAAUUAUUUAGAGUUAGUCGAUAAUUGGAAGAAUAUUUGUCUCUGUCUAGAAGUAUUUAAUAAGCUUAGAAAACCAAACUUAGGAGUAGUAGGAUUUAGGACUGAAUGAUAAUUAAUUAGUUGAAUUAGACCCUAUAAUUGAUAUUUUGCUUUAUAGAUUUCUGAAUCACAAAAUGCACUUAUUUGUGCAAAAGUGUGAAGAUAGACUUUACUAAGAGCUCAAUAACACUCUUGAAAAAUCUGAUAAAAAAACUAUAUUUUCUUAUUUUGAUAAAUUUUAUGGGUUGGUGGAGAGUAUUUUGUUUGAAAACAUUAACACAUGUGACACCAACAAAAUAGGUAAUUGUAUUUAUAGCAUUAUAGAUAUUUUAAAAGCGGCUCCAUCUAAAAUUAUGCAAGCGCUACCUUAGACAUGGAAUAUUAUAAAAUUAAUUUUAACUGAAAAAGAAGAAUUGUAUGUAACCUAUGAAGAAUACAUCAGCCAGUAAAAAUAAUAAGCUCGUGAAGAUAUUUCAAGCAAUAAUGAAGAGGAUUUUUCUGAGAAAUUUACAGAAGACCCAUUUGUUGUUAUUCGUUGCAUAUUUGAAAUUUGGGAAAUAAUUAAAAUAUAGCCUGAAUCAUAUAAAAUAUUUAAAUCAGUAUUUCACUACAUUAUUUUAAACUAAGAAUUUCAACAGUAUGAGCAAUAUCUCUAAAGUAUUUGUGCUUACUUAAAGAAAAUUAUAAGACAUUGUUAAAGUUAUCUGAAUGUGGAAGAAGUCCAAGCUUAUUAUUAAAUUAUUUAGAAGGUAGCUUUUAAAGUUGAUGAAAACUAUUUCAGAGAAAUUAGUCCUGUAGAAAACCUAAGGAUAGCAUUUGCUAUGCUACAAACCUAUUUAGAUAGUAGAAUUCCUGAUUAAAAUAUUCAAUAAAAUGAUAGCUAUACAUUAUUUUUGGAGAUCAUUCCAUUGAGAGACGAAAUUGGAGAAUUCCCUCAAGUUUUAUAUAUUUUUGAACAUUUAAUAUAAAACAAUUACGAGUUUAAUGUCAUAUAGAAGAAUAAUGUUGUUAAAACAAUUUUAAAAGCAAUUAAUGACCCAGGUGUAUAAGAUGUAGAUGAAAAAAACUUGUAAAUCAGCUUCAAAAUCCUUAAAAAGUUAUGCUAAAACGAUUAUGACAAAUAAAUUAUACUUAAACAUAUUGAAAAAGAAAUAACUAACUUUCAAAAGGAAGUUAUCGUUAAAUAUUUAGAAAUUUGA
Messenger RNA from Tetrahymena thermophila SB210, 3702 nucleotides. RefSeq lists its product as hypothetical. NCBI's taxonomy places the organism in Eukaryota, Ciliophora, Oligohymenophorea, Hymenostomatida, Tetrahymenidae. The transcript has 2 exons. The record is from RefSeq and is a predicted model, not a curated record.